Molecule: messenger RNA, 1880 nt
Organism: Dryobates pubescens (Downy woodpecker)
Lineage: Eukaryota; Metazoa; Chordata; Aves; Piciformes; Picidae
Gene: ZFYVE19
Product: zinc finger FYVE-type containing 19
Exons: 11
Coding region: 163-1425 (420 amino acids)
Biological process (GO): abscission; mitotic cytokinesis checkpoint signaling
Cellular component (GO): cleavage furrow; midbody; centrosome
Molecular function (GO): phosphatidylinositol-3-phosphate binding; metal ion binding
Source: RefSeq, a predicted model, not a curated record
UCCCCGUUACCGAUACCCCCGCUGGCUGCCGCGCUUCGGUGCUGUAAAAGGACCCUGCGGGCUAUAGAGCAGAGGGAGGAUAUGGAGCUUAGCACAGUGGGGGUGCAGCGCUGUGUUUGAGCGCUGGGUCGGCCCAGUCUCGCCCCCUGUAGUGCCAGUGCCAUGGAUAGCCGGUGCUAUGGGUGUGCGUCCAAGUUCUCUGUCUUCAAGAAAGAGUGUGGAUGCAAGAGCUGCGGCCGGUCCUUCUGCUCAGGCUGCCUUAGCUUCAGUGCUGUGGUUCCCCGCUGUGGAAGCGCCCAGCAGAAGGUGUGCAAGCAGUGUCACGGAAGGCUAACUGGACAGGGGUCUCCAAGCAGCUCAGCAAAAUGGUCACCACCAGAAAACUACAAGAAGCGUGUAGCAGCUCUUGAGGCUAAGCAAAACCAGAUGAAAGAGCAACAGAAGGCAACUACAAAACCCCCAGGGCAAACAGGCUCCAGAUACAUGGGGCUCUCAAAAGAGGACAGAGCUAUUGCAGAGAGACUGGAGAGGCUCAGGGAAGAAAGGAAACCAAAGUCCAUUCCUACACAGGCUGAGAUUGAGGCUAGGCUGGCUGCUCUGAAGGAGGACUGCUGGAGACCUGUUCCAUCCACACAGGAGAUGGAGGACCGCUUGGCUGCCCUGCAGGGGAGGGAUCCUCCUUCCCAGGCUCCCAGACCUGUACACAAGCCUCCUGACACUAGAAGUCUGGCCCAGCAGACAGAUGACCUGUUAGCUCAACUGUCUGAGGAAGUAGCCAUUGAUGAGCAUUACAGACCAAGAGUCCAGCCUCAAGCUGCCAGCAGCCAAAGCUUGAACGAUCUCAAUGGGGACAGUGAAGAUUGUGCUUGCCCUGCCAGUCUGGACCCAAAGCAGCUGGAGGAGGAGAAGAAUAAACUUCUGGCAGAAGCUGCUGCUGAGCUGAGGGAAGACAACACGAGGCAGGAAAAGAUCCUCCAAGUCGCCAAGAGACUGGCAGCACUCAAAGGCGAGGACCCAGAGAAAGUCACCCUGGAGAUGUGUCGACUCCCUGACAGUGAUGAGGAAGUGGCUGAGGAGGAAGCCAUUCGCAGAGUGCUAAAACAGCUCACAGAGGAAGCAGCCCUGGAUGAAGCAAGUGGAUUCAACAUUCCCCCAGAUCAAACCACCCAACCAGGACCCUCACAACAGAACCUGCACAAGAAAGCAAAGCAAAAGAGCCAAACUCCAACCACCACAGCUCUUGCCAGGGCAGAUGACAGUGACGAGGACGAGCUCCCCUGGUGCUGUAUCUGCAACGAAGAUGCCACCUUGCGCUGCCACGGCUGCGACGGGGACCUCUACUGCCAGCGCUGCUUCAGGGAAGGCCAUGAUGAGUUUGACCUGAAGGACCACCACACCUCCCGCUACCAUCUUCCUUGCAAGUAGAAGUGAUCAUGGCCUUCACAGACAGCAAAGGAGACGGAGAACAGGAAAAGAGAGGAGUUGGCCGGAUGGGAAGAAUCCAAGCGGAUUUGCAGCCAAAACGGGUGAUGCCUCGGACAGUUAAAGGAUGUGCUGUAACCCAAGAGGCUUGGAGGGUGUAUGACUUUGUCCUCAUACAACCAAAGAAGUGCAGGGUUUGCUCUGCAUGCUUGGGAAUGAAGGAGGGCUUGGUGUGAGGAGCCAGAUCCGAGUCUAUAAGGACAGCCACUGAGGCGGCGUGGGCAGCAUUAAAGAUGUGUGUUUCAGGCAGUUCUGACUGGCUGAUAAGUAACUUCCUGCUUUUGCUAACAGCUUGCACACUGGUUCAAGAGGCAGCAAAGCACUUUGCACUAAGAGAACUUGUCUCUGUCGUGGUCACAUGUGUGAUGAGAACUUCCAAAGCAUAAUAAAAACUCUUU